AUGUCAAAGCUACGAAUCUUCAGGGCGUUAGUGCCCUCGGCUCUUCUUUUUGACUCUUCCGCAGCAGCCUGGACAGCAGCAGGGGCUGCAGCGAUUUCUCAGGCCGGAGGUCUUAUCGCUCAGUCGUCGCAGCAUUGCGCCGAUCUUAGCCAUUGCUUCGCUACUGUCGCUUCGCCUCAUCGCAACCAGCAAGAUCCAUCAGCAGAAGCAGAAAUCGGUGGCUCGAACGAUCAAGAAGCCGAUUCGCUGGUGUUGUCUGGCGCAGGUGACGACGGAAGCCGAUCGGGCGCAGAACGAGCCGCAGGUUCAUUAGAUGGACGGUCAGACGGGGACGAUGGGUUUCGUGUUAGGUCGGAGCCGUGGAUCUUCAACCUGACCGAGAUUCCACCUGAUUCGACGGCUGCGCGCUUGUCAGAGGAGAGUAAGGAGAACAUGUGGCUGCUGCAUCAGAAGGAUCCGGGUCAUUGGAGCGUCGCACGGCUGGCUCGCGAGUAUCGCGUGCGACAGCAGCGAGUGCAUGCGAUCCUGUGGCUCAAGGAUCUGGAGAAGAAGAUGGAGGAGGAGCAAGGCAAGCCUCUUGAUGACUCCAUUGCAAAGGAGUUCGAGAAGCAGCAUGGCUCGUACGACAAGGCAGUGGGAGAGCGCCAUGUGAAGAUCUACCCGAGUGAAGCCGUGGACUCGCUUCCUGAGGGGCCGGAGAGAAUGAAGCUGCUUCUACAGGAGUCUGAGAAGGAGGAGAUAUGGAAACUGGACGAGUUUGUCAAGAGAAUGGAGUUUAACAAGAAACAGAUGGCUGAUGGGCCAGUAAAAGUCAAUGCCCUGGAGCGCCGUAGGCCUCCAAAUGGCUGGACUUACCUUGUGGAAGAGCUUGGGGAGGCUGGCCGACGCGGUCGUGGCGGAGGCUAUCGCUUUGUGGUUGAGCCAGAAUUUGACAUGAGGUCUCUCAAAGGAAAGCAUGUGGCCAUCACCGGAGGAUCAAGUGGAAUCGGUCUCGCGUGCGCUAAACGCUUCUUUCGCGAGGGUGCUAAUGUGACAUUGAUAGCUCGAAAUCACAAGAAGCUGGUUCAGGCAAAGAAUGAAGUGGAAGCUUGCCUUGACAACGCAACAACCCCUUCAAGCAGCACCAAGGCCACGCUCAUCUCCCCUAAUCCGUGGGUAUCGAUCAAGUCCGUGGAUGCGACUGACCAGGCGGCUAUCAAGGCAGCGAUCACAUCAAUAGAUGAGGAAUGCCCGAUUGACGUUCUGCAGUGCAACGCUGGGAUUGUGAGGACCGGAUUUGUGGAAGACAUAUCGGCUGAAGACGUUCAGUCUCAGGUUCACACCAACUUCUUGGGGAGUGUCUACCCAGUGCAGGCUGUACUCCCAAGCAUGAAGGCUCGGGCCGAGGCUGGGGAGGAGCCUGGUGCUAUUGUAUUCACGUGCUCUCUAGCAGCCCUGAGCUUCUGGUAUGGAGCUUCUAUAUAUACGGCCACUAAGUAUGCGGUCAGAGGAUUUGCUGAGGCUUUGCGGCUUGAGGUUCUCCCAUACAACAUUCAAGUGUCUCUGAUCUGUCCAAACUUCACAGACACUGCACUACUGGAUGAUGCCGAGUUCACUGGCAAGCAUUUAACCAGAUCCAUGAAAAUCGCAUGCUUCUAUGACCGCAACAAUGUCGAAACUCCAGACUCCAUAGCUCAAUGCACCGUAGCGACUGUUCGUUCUGGGGAGUUUUUAGUGGUCACGACACAUGGCAUUGUCCCACGGACACUGUGCUCCCUGUCUAGAGGGAUUUUCCCAUCUAACAACAUCUUCAUGUGGCUGUUCGAGAUCUUCUGGGCAUUCGGCUCCAGGAUUGUAUCACUGCUGGUCCGUGUGCUCAUCUUCUCUGGGUUGCGGGCCAUCCACAGGCAGCAGCAGCAGGAGCAACGGCAGCUUGAGAAGGGGUCGCAGCAGCAAGCAGGGAAAAAGAGGAGUGGAGCCGUGUCAUAG
Closterium sp. Yama58-4 is the source of this 1968-nucleotide messenger RNA. The record is from the annotation of a GenBank genome assembly. NCBI's taxonomy places the organism in Eukaryota, Viridiplantae, Streptophyta, Zygnematophyceae, Desmidiales, Closteriaceae.